AUGCGUCAAUGGCUCAGUGCUCGGCAUGUUACAAGACAGUUCAAGGACUCAGGGUAUCCCAGCGUUCGUCCAGAGUCUGCCAGUGAAGUGUUUGCUAAAGGUGUAUCCUCUGUGCCGGUGUUUCUUCGGUGUUUCCCUGGUGAUCUUGGGAGGUGGGUCAAAAGGUCGAUUAAGGCUUAUUUCUCAGAGAAAUCUGAAGAUUAUACGUGGACUCAGACGCACAGCUUCUUUGUGCUGAUGGGUGGUUUCAUGCUUUACGUGGACGGGGAACCCUACCUUACACUACGUCCUGGUUAUAUUCUCGAACUGAUACGUAAAGAGUGUAUCGACGCCCCUACCCUAACGGAAAAGCAGAUCCACGACAAGAGCAAAGGCAAUGCGAUAUCGAAAGGAUUGAUCAUGCUUCAAGUGGCCUGGUUUAUUAUGCAGCUCAUCACCCGCGCUAUCUAUCGCCUCGAAACCACCCAGCUCGAAGUGGGGACACUCGCUUUUGCAGUUCUCAAUUUCCUCACUUAUGCUGUGUGGUGGAAUAAACCUCUCAAUGUGCAAUGUCCACAUCCAGUGUACUGGAAGUCAACCGAGUCAAGGCCAGAGGAUCACAUUGAUGAAGAGUAUGAUCUUGGAUCCAGUCCUCCGCUUCACUCGGUUUGGGAUUUUGGCUCAAGUAUUCGGCCCCCAAUUGCAGAACUGAUAGGCUUGCCUCAUAUUCCCACAUCUCGAAAGCUCCGAGUUCCAACAUUUGAUGGCAGCAUCAAACUCCAAGGUUCGAGCAAGACGGUUCUUCGGCUUGCUGCACUGCUUAUGGCAACCAUAUUUGGCGGCAUCCAUUGUAUGGCUUGGUUUUUUGCCUUUCCCACAUACCAGGAACAGGUGCUAUGGCGCAUCAGUGCCGUCGCUAUAACUUUCACACCUGUGUACAUCCUGGGGUUUGCAUAUGAUCUGAUUUGUCUCGCAUUCGUCAUGUUGUACAUCACAGCUCGUGCCGUCCUCUUAGUAUUUAUGUUCACCACUUUGCGCGAUCUUCCUCCUGACGCAUACAAGGCGGUGUCUUGGACUAGUUUUGUGCCGCACUUAUACAUGACGCGAACCGAACAAACUCUGUCCAAGUCUUACUUGAACUUGCUCAUCACCAUGGACAACAGCGAAAUAGGGUUAUUUGGUACGCUGCGGCUGAUGAAACGGAUGACCGAUGAGCAGGUAGCAGCAUCCUUGAUCGAUGAGGAGACAGUUACCUUUGGACGCGACCCGGCAUGCACUAUUACCCAGAGAUCAAUACUCUGCACGCGGACAUUGCAAAUGUUUCCGAAAAGAAAGAAAUUAACCAUUUACGCUGGCAAGCUUUCAAUCCUCGUCGUCUUUGGCGAAGCAUGCCUCACCAUUGACGGCUAUGAUGGGAGUGUACAGUUGGCGUUUUGA
Molecule: messenger RNA, 1416 nt
Organism: Suillus subalutaceus
Lineage: Eukaryota; Fungi; Basidiomycota; Agaricomycetes; Boletales; Suillaceae
Exons: 8
Coding region: 1-1416 (471 amino acids)
Source: RefSeq, a predicted model, not a curated record